This is a messenger RNA of Tachysurus fulvidraco (yellow catfish), 932 nucleotides long. It is a transcript of the gene cbln18, whose product is annotated as cerebellin 18. The coding region runs from base 33 to 752 and encodes 239 amino acids. The transcript has 4 exons. Lineage: Eukaryota; Metazoa; Chordata; Actinopteri; Siluriformes; Bagridae. Gene Ontology annotation, molecular function: protein binding. The record is from RefSeq and is a predicted model, not a curated record.
GCCAAAGACAAGAUUCUUCAUUGAGCUAUAGGAUGAAGAUAUUUGCAGUGGCUGCUCUGGUCCUGCUGGGGACACUGUGUCCAUGCGUAAAGGCACAAGUCAGCACACCUGUAGAUAUUCUAUGGCAAGCUGCAGCUAAUUGGACUGGGCCUCUGCCCUGUGGAGGAUGGGACUGUGACUGUGUGUUCAGUAAUUCAAAAGGCUGCUGUUGUGUGGCUGUACCUGUUUUCCAGCUGGAAGAGGCAACCUUCAUGCGCUUGGUGGGCCUAUGGAAGGAUCUGAACAGUCUCAAUAACCAGAUUCAGGAAAUUACAGGGAGAGGUAAUGUAGCAUUUGCAGCUACACUGACACCUUUUACUGGAUGCGUUGGACCUUACAACAAGAACGUGUCAAUGUCUUACUGGAAUGUCACACUAAACCAAGGCUAUGGGUAUAAUCCUGCAUUAGGAACGUUCACAGCCCCUCGUGCUGGCCUUUACUCCUUCUCCUACACGGUUUAUUCUAAUGUGGGAGCAGAAGGAGAGCGUAUCUACCACAAGGUACAGCUAAUGAAAGAUGGCCAGGUGAUAGCCUCUUCCUGGGAAGACAACCGUGAGGACUCGGAGGACAGCGCAACACAGACGGUGCUCCUUCAGAUGAAACAAGGCAACCAGGUUUAUAUGGAGCUGGUGCUUGGAAGGUUUCUGUGUGCAGACACGCAGGGCUACAACUCCUUCAGUGGAUAUCUGGUCUAUCCUAUGUCUGAUAUUUAGAACACAUAUGUACAAGUGUAGUAGUUGUGUAACUUCAGUCAAUAACGAUAGCAACUGGAGCAUUAUGUUGUCUCAGUAUAUGUAGAGUGCACUUAAUAUUACCUGCACGCGACCAUGACUAAAUAAACCAAGCAGAUAUGCGAAUAUAGUAAAUGUGAUUUAAAUCAUCAGUACCUUUAU